AUGCAAUAUUCAUUCGCCCUUGCCGCCCUCUUCUCCGCAACGAUUGCUCUCCCCCUCCCCCUCAACAUCAACCUUGGCGCUUAUUCUCCAGCCUUGGUAGUCGGUGAUGGUGCUAUAUCAUUCGGGGCAGAGGGAGGAGAGGCUGGAGCAAGACCCUUGAUGGAAGCUCUCAGCGGUGCCGGUGUUUCGGGGCCUGGAGCAGCAAAGGGACUCAUUGAUGGCGCCAACACUCCCGCAGCCAGUUCCGUAUCUAUCAAUCAACCAGCACUUUCAGAUGGCGCCGGCCUCGGCCGAGUCGUUAGACCUCGUGAGGGAGGUGAUGAAGAGGAGGAUGAGGCAGAAGUUAAGGCCGAGGUGGGUGCUCCUGUUGUUUCAAAACGAGAUAUCGGUGGCUUUAAUGCAGCACUGAGUUAUGCCCUAGGUGCUGUAAAAGUCACUCCGGAGGUACAACUUGGGACGGGUGAAAAAGGGGCUGGAGUUGGUAUUCUUGUCAAGCCUGGCAUCACAGCUGCCGCUGCUGCGGCACCUGCCAGAGCCGGUGGUAAAGCCGAAUAG
Hymenoscyphus albidus is the source of this 555-nucleotide messenger RNA. The record is from the annotation of a GenBank genome assembly. NCBI's taxonomy places the organism in Eukaryota, Fungi, Ascomycota, Leotiomycetes, Helotiales, Helotiaceae.